AUGAAUCAACCUACUACUCUCUCAGUCAUCACUAUGCCAAUUCCUGGCACUCGUUAUGCUCCUAAGAAGUUCAAGGGAGACUAUACUCGUGUCAGGGAUUUUGUUCUCCACUAUGAGUGCAUCUGUCAUGCAAACAAUGUCACUGCUGACGAUGAAAAAUGCUCAAGCAUUCUCCAAUACUGCUCCACAUAUGUUCGCGAAAUUAUUGAAGGAAUGAAGCACUUCAUUACGCCCUCAUGGAACAGUCUCAAAGACGAAAUUCUCCAGUACUUUGAUGCUGCAAAAGCAGAGGCCAAAUUUAAAGAGCAUCAUCUUAAACAGCUGGUCGAUGCUUCGCACAAGAAGAAAAUGGGCUCUCUGGACGAUUUCAAGAGCUACAUGAGGAAGUAUGUUCGUGUUGGAGGAUGGCUUCUUGCCAAAUCCAAAAUCACUCAGGACGUAUUCAAUCGCUUCUUCUGGAAAGGACUACCCAAAACCCUUCGUCAUCGCGUUGAAAACAGACUUUUACAGAGGGAUCCUACCCUUGAUCUCUCCCAGCCUUUUGUCUUUGAUGAUGUUGUCAAGGCUGUAGAGCAUGUCCUUCGCAGAGAUCGCUUUGAUGAUGAAGAUUUUGACUCUGAUGAUUCGGAUUCAGACUCGGAUUCAGAAAACUCUUCCAGUUCUUCGGACGAUUCUUCUGACUCUGACAAAGAGGAAGAACCACCUCGUUAUAUCAGGAAAACCACCAAGCAGAAGAAAGAAAAAAAGCGCACCUCUGAGACAGAGAAAGAGAGAAAGUUGUUGAGUCCUUCCAAGUCGAAGAAAACCCUUCACUCUUUAGACGAAGAAGAGCACACUGCUGUCAAACAGGAUGAAGUAGAAACCCUUAUCAAGAAGUUGGGUUCUAUGACAAUUGAAGAUCCUAACUAUCCUCUGCUCUACUAUCGUGCUAUCAAACUUGACACUGAUGCUCGACUUAUACUUCGUCUUCCCACUUUCAUGAACCAUAAGCUCGAUUACCUAAUUCACUGGCAUGGUUAUCCAGUCUCCAAACGCACUUGGGAACCCGACACCAAUCUUACACAUGUCGCUAAUUUACUCGCCGCUUUCCACAAAACAAAUCCAGCCGCCCCUCGGAUUAUUACCGCUUCUCUUCACUUCCGUCCUUACGAAAACUACACCGCCACUUCUAAACCUCCAAUGCUUUUUGAUUGGAUUAGUAACAAGUUCCAGAGUGCCACAUCCGGACUCAUGAGGACACGAGUCUUAUAA
Serpula lacrymans var. lacrymans S7.9 is the source of this 1251-nucleotide messenger RNA. RefSeq lists its product as uncharacterized. The record is from RefSeq and is a predicted model, not a curated record. The transcript is spliced from 2 exons. NCBI's taxonomy places the organism in Eukaryota, Fungi, Basidiomycota, Agaricomycetes, Boletales, Serpulaceae. The coding region runs from base 1 to 1251 and encodes 416 amino acids.